Molecule: messenger RNA, 1207 nt
Organism: Cuscuta epithymum
Lineage: Eukaryota; Viridiplantae; Streptophyta; Magnoliopsida; Solanales; Convolvulaceae
Source: the annotation of a GenBank genome assembly
CUAGUUUGCACUAAAACUUGGACAUAGGAACACAUUGAGAUGAAUGUUGAAGAUAAACUUCCAUCGGAGGGGUUUGGUUCAUUUACAACUACGGCUCUUCUUCGCCUUCCAGUCUUCUCUCAUUUUAAUUCUUCAACACUUUCUGAAUAAGAAAGUCGGCCUUGUCGCACUACGAAAUCAGGAACGUCCAAUGGAGGAGAAGAGCAAAGGAAGCGAGAGAUGGAUGGCAGCGAUAGCGAAUUUGUCGGAGAUGUCGUCAAAUCUUGACUCCCUCCAGAAUUUGAUUGUGAAGAAAGCUGUUUAUGUCGACGAAGCCACCUACUCGAAAGCCCAUCUCGCCUCCGAGCAAGCCCGAACCAUCAAGGUUCUUGAACAGAGAGUAGAGACUUUAGAACGUGAACUUGAUUCUGCAAUAUCAACUGCUGCACAUGCACGGACGGAGAAACGGCAAGCUGAGGUGGCUCAGAAGGCUGCAGAAUUACGGGCACAAGAGAUCACAAAAGAGCUCGAGAACACCACAAAAGUGUUUAAGCUGCACAUGGAAGAGUUACGCGCAAAGCAAGAGGAGAUAGCAAAACGUGAUAGUGAAAUUAAACUCCUUGAGGCUAUAAUUCAGACGCUCGGGGGGAAAAGUUGACUGUCUACCCAUAAUUAAACUAAUAUGAGGUGCAUGUCGUUACUAGUGGUCUGUUGUUUUGCAACGUGGACGCAUUGGUGUGGUGCAUGUCCUUCCUAAAGGUGUGAGCCUGCGAUGCAACUGAAAGUAAAUAGAUGAGGAGAAACAAAUUAACUGAAGCAUAUGAGUAUCGAGUAAGGUACAUUGCUUCUACACAAAAUCACAAAUUAACUGAAGCAGCUGGCUACGUAUUAAAGAAAUCGGCAGCAGUGGUAAUAUAGGCUGAUGGAUUGAAACCAGGAGGCUAUUCAGACUCAAACAUUCGCAGCAAUGACUUGAGGCUGUUUCCACCUUUGUUCAAAUUGGAGCCGACAUUGGUUUUUGUACAACUGAAUGAACUGCGAUUCAUGUUAAAAUCUGCAACGUAUUAUAUGUUAUUUAUAGUUUUUAUUAUUACUCCUUUUGUCUCUCAAAAACAGUGAAAUUGCAUGGUUUUCGUCUUGUGGAUGAUGUAAAAAGAAAAAAAGAAGAGGAGCAAUGUUAACCGGCUUUAAUGCAACAAACCCGCUCCUGAAAUAUAAAUUUGAUGCA